Molecule: messenger RNA, 1892 nt
Organism: Rhagoletis zephyria (snowberry fruit fly)
Lineage: Eukaryota; Metazoa; Arthropoda; Insecta; Diptera; Tephritidae
Product: facilitated trehalose transporter Tret1-like
Biological process (GO): transmembrane transport
Cellular component (GO): membrane
Molecular function (GO): transmembrane transporter activity
Source: RefSeq, a predicted model, not a curated record
AACACGCAAAGCGUAUGGUCGCACAAACUAAUAGCUUUAUUAAGUAGUAAAAAACUAGCAUAAAAAUGAAUCCAGAAUUAUCAAAGAUACAAAGCAGCAACAUAGCGCUUUCGCCGCUCAUCACAAAAGCACUGAAGAAGAAGCCAGCCAAACCGCUUGGAGAACGCAAGAAAGCCGUAAGACGACAGGAAUUGAUGGUAUUGCUUGGAAAUGCCUGUGUGGUGUCUUCAGGCAUGUCGGUGUCACUGCCAUCUGUUUCUCUACCACAACUCACCAGUCCAGAUGAUAUUUAUCAACUUAAUACUGAAGAAAUUAGUUGGUUUGCAUCUAUCAACAGCAUGGCCUGUCCCAUUGGCGGAUUGAUUGUCGGCUAUCUCAUGGACCGGUUUGGCCGCAAAAACACAAUGCUAUUAACAAAUGUUGUUGGUCUUAUAGGCUGGGUAUUGCUGGUUACUGCACCCUACCAAAGUGCCAGACAUGCCAUUUUCCUGCAGCUGUUGCUUGGUCGUUUCAUAUCAGGUCUUAUGAUGGGCGCAGUUUUAUCGCCCAUUGGCUCAUACUCGGCGGAAAUCAGUUUGCCGCGCAUACGUGGACGCCUGAUUUUGGGUACAUCAAUUGCCAUAGCUACCGGCAUAUUAACGAUGUAUGUACUGGGUUUAAUAAUACGGAAUCAAUUUCAAAUGGUCUGUAUCAUCUCAGCGAUUUACCAAUGUGUUGCAUUUUGCUGUAUUCUACCCAUGCCCGAAUCACCCAGCUGGUUGUUGCAAAAAGGCUAUGCGGAAAAAGCGCGAAAAUCACUCAAGUAUUUCCGUGGUCUCUCCGAAAAUGACAACACUACUUACGAUGAGUUUGAGAAGGAAUUGGCGCUUAUCAAAAAGACAUCCGAACAGAGCCGCGCAGACGCUGCGAAUGAAUCACUCUUGCAAGUCAUACGCGCGCGUGAAGUCUACAAGCCGCUCAUCAUGAUGAUUGGCUUCUUCUUCUUUCAGCAAUUCUCUGGCAUUGUUAUUAUUAUAGUAUUUGCUGCGCAAAUCGCUACAAGCGCUGGCGUAUCUGCGGAUCCAAUGUUGGUAGCUGUCUUCGUCGGCAUUGCACGUAUCGUCACCACCUUCUUCAUGAGCGCAAUCUUCGAGCGUUGGGGUCGACGACCGGCAGGCAUGCUUUCUGCUGCGGGCAUGACUGUCUGCAUGUUUUUGUUGGCGGCCAAUGGCUGGUGGCCGGUUAUCGGCGAGUCUUUUGCGCUACUGCCCGUCAUUUGCAUUGUACUGCACAUUAUCUUCUCUACGCUGGGACUGCUGACGUUGCCUUUCCUCAUGAUCUCCGAGGUAUUUCCGCAACGUGUGCGCGGCAGUGCGAAUGGCGUAACGUUGUUCGUGGGGCUAACAUUUUCCUUCAGCGUGGUGAAAUUAUAUCCCACCAUAGAAUCGUUGAUCGGCACACCAAAUAGCUUUUUCGGCUUCGGGUUUAUCUCCCUCUUGGGUUUGGUAUUCAUUAUUUUCGUCGUACCAGAGACGAAAGGUCGCACAUUGUUAGAGAUUGAGAACUAUUUCCGCACCGGACGGCGCGUGACAAAUGCGCAAGUGGCACGCCGACAAUCGCAAAUUGUUAUGGAAGUAGCGCAGGGUGUCUAUAGUUCGCAAUUCGAAUUGGACGAAGUGAUCAUGCGUUUGAGUAAAGUGCAUGAGGAUUGUGAGGCCAAUGAAAAUGAGUUAAUAAGUGCAAAAUAGUAUAGUAGUAUUUUCUAAAGAUGUAUGGUUAAAUGGUGCAUAACAUGAAAAUCUUUUUGUAGAAAUAAGUGUACUUAAAGUAAAUUAAAAACAUACCUGUGAUGCUUUUUAAAGCUUGCAACUAGAAUAUGUAAUGAGUAGGUCCAACGGAGGGUCUUUCAGCAA